This is a messenger RNA of Procambarus clarkii (red swamp crayfish), 4821 nucleotides long. Lineage: Eukaryota; Metazoa; Arthropoda; Malacostraca; Decapoda; Cambaridae. The record is from RefSeq and is a predicted model, not a curated record.
AAGGCUGCCCACCACACCAGGCUGCCCACCACACAAGACUGCCUACCACACAAGGCUGCCCACCACCACACAAGGCUGCCCACCACACCAGGCUGCAAGCAGUACCACGUGUUGCUUAAACAUUAUUGGUCUUUGGAUGUUAUGCAGACCUUGAUGCCAUUAUUGGGAAGGGGAACAUCUCCCAACAACGGGCACCUUCACAUGGAUCAGCAGUGCUCGCCUCCUCCUUAUUGAGAUUCUGUCAUGGUUUUUCACCAAAAACAACAAGAAAAUUUAACUGGAUGUUGUAAGAAUAUAUUUGCAAGUACCCCUAUGCAAAUAGCAUUUCUCAGUGCGUAGAGACGAUGUUUGUUUUAAUGGAACAAAGAGAUACUCAAUUUAUGGGUAAAGAUGAAAAAUCCGGGUCAUGUAAAGAUGCCUGUAACGUUGAAGGUAAAGAAAUGUGCUGCAGUGUUAGUGACAAUGACAGUUGUUGUGUUGAGCAUAAGAAGGAUAUCUCACUAAGGAAAGAUAAGGACUGUAAUGAAGCAGAUAAUGAUAUAUUAGGCUACAGAGUAGUAGAGAACCAUGCUUCUGACUCGUGCCUUACAGUUCGCAUUGCUGUGAAGAAGGGGAGUUCAACAAUAAUUCCUGAAGAUCAGAAGCCAUUUAAUGAUAUUACUCACGUAGAUGAUAAAGAGAGUGACCGGCUGACAAAGUACGGCAUAAUUCCCGGAUUGUGGAAACCAUCUAAACGAAGAAAACGGAACUUGUACGCAGAAAAGCGGAAAAAAAGCUGGCGGUUAGAGUGCAUGGUCCCAGGGUGCUGCACUAGAGCCUACACUAGUAGGUUUGUUAAAUUUCCUGAUGAGCUUGAGUGGAGAAUUAAAUGGGCCAGUAAAUCAAAAUUAAAUGAAAAGUUUCCUGAUGUGGACCCUAGAGAGGUUCUACCUAAAAGAAUUGGGAUCUGUAUGGCACACUUUAGGGAUGAUGAUUUUCAUGUAAUUUGCAGAGGGGAUGGAAAAGUGUGUAGACUUAAAAAAGGGGUUGAGCCCAGUAUUUUUCCUUGGGUUGAAGUGCCAUCAGAUGUUACUUCAGCGAUGAAACUCUUUGAAAAUACAAAAUUUAGCAGGGAGAUGAGAUUGCUAAAUUUGAUGAAAAAUGAAUUGCAUAAUAUGAUGAAUCCUCCCACUAGAUAUUGUAGCAUAAUUCCAGAACAUACGUUUAACCUCAAUGAAAAUAAUACCUUGAAAACUGAUGUACAUAGUAUAGAUUACAGAAACCUCCCAAAUGGGAGUAAAACUGUAGAAGCGAGUAACUACGAGCAAAGUUACCUGAGUGAAUGUAAUGGUGUCUUAUCAGAAGCAUCAGAUAUAGGGCAAAAUAAUCAAAAGUUUUGGAGCUCACCGCGAAGCAAGUUCAGGGAUCCAAUUAAUUACGAUGAAAGUAUUUUAAGAGAAGAGAUUGAAGAUUUAGAGGAUAAUGAAAGUACUUCCUAUUAUUUUUAUUCAGCAAGAAAAAAGAGAGCUAGAGAAAAAAUAUAUUCAGAGCCAAACAUCAUAAGUGAAAGAAGUAAUAAUAUUCUAAAAGAUUCUUCAAAGAUUGAUGAAAAUAAAAAAAUUCCUUACGAGCUCCCUAACCAUAGAAUAAAAACAGAUAUUUCCGAGUCCAGUAAUGCAAGGGAAGGUUGUGAAAUUGUCCAUUACCCUUCAGACCAGGGGGAAACGGAGGACAUGUUUGUAAAUUUACAAGAGGACAAAGUUAGGUUCCCACGUAAAUGUAAAUUAAAUAGUGGACUUUGUACUCCAUUGGAAGGUCAUGAAAUUGUUCAUUAUCCAUCAGACCAGGGGAACACUGAAGACAUGCUUGAAGAUUUACAAAACAAAGUUAGGUUACCACGUAAAUGUAAAUUAAAUAGUGGACUAUGUAAGCCAAAUAGUGGACUUUGUACUAUUCCAUUGGAAGGUCGUGAAAUUCUUCAUUACCCUUCAGACCAGAAGAACACUGAAGACAUACUUGAAGAUUUACAAGACAACAAAGUUAGGUUACCACGUAAAUGUAAGUUAAAUAGUGGACUUUGUACUCCGUUGCAAGGUCAUGAAAUUGUUCAUCAUCCAUCAGACCAGGGGAACACUGAAGACAUGCUUGAAGAUUUACAAGAGAGCAAAGUUAGGUUCCCACGUAAAUGUAAAUCAAAUAGUGGACUAUGUAAGUCAAAUAGUGGACUUUUUACUACUCCAUUGGAAGGUCGUGAAAUUUUUCAUUACCCUUCAGACCAGAAGAACGCUGAAGAUUUGAAAGAGAGUUCAGUUAGAUUCCCACGUAAGUCUAAGUUAAACAGUGGACUUUGUACUCCAUUUAUAGCUGAGAAAAAUAAUGGUAGAAUGUCACAGAAUAAAAAGUGCACAAAAAAAACAAAACAUUAUGACAAAAAGAAAAAAAGAAAGAAGCCAGUAAAUUUGAGCUGCAAUGAAGAGUAUGUUUAUGAUGUUAAAAUUGAAAACUGCGAAGUGGAAAUGCCUGAAGGUGAUUGCAAUAUUAAAGUGUCCGAUGGAAUUUUCUCUGAAAAUCAAGAAGAAAUGUGUGAGGAAUUUAAUCAUUUUCUUGCCCCAAUUUCAAAUGCAUUUUCUAAUGAACAUCCAUGUGAAGAUGUUCCUGGGUCUCUCAAUGCACAAAUGAUUGCAUCAUGUAUUGAAGUUGCCUUAAGUCCCGUGAUAGCCAAAUUAGAGCUGUUUCAAGGAAAGGUGGAAAGUUCGAUUGAACAGUUGGAAGGAAGAGUGAAUUCUCGUCUUGAAAAUCUAGAAGGAAGAGUUAGCUUGUGCUUGGAGAAACUUGAAAAUCUGAACAGCAGUGAUCGUGCUAAAGCUUCAAAUAUAUCUUCAGGUAUUUGGUUCAAUAGGUGUGAACAUAUAGCAGAAAAUUCCACUCUUUUAACCCCCUCAAAUGGUAUGGCAACUCCCGGUCAUUAUACAGAUGUCAGUCUCAAACCAUUUGCCAUCAGUGAAAAAGAAUAUGAGAUGAUGGAAGGAUAAAAAAGUGCACCUUGCAAAAACAUGUUAGCGUAAGUGAUAUAAAAUUGAUUGUUAAGUAAUGUUUUAGCUCUCUAAUUGAGUAAACUUAGUAAACCUCUCCAAAUUGAGUUACCAACGAGAUCGACAGGUUUAUCAGAAAAAUAGACCAUAAAGUUGACUAAGAGAAUAAAAUGCAGUGCAGUGCUCCUAAUAUUGUACUCCCAAGAAAUUUGUAUGUAUUUAGAGCUUGUAUUUAUGUUUUGUGUAGCUGUGCUACUGAGUUGGAAAAAUAAAUGCAUUGGACAAUGAAAGUCAUGGUUUAGAACAAGAAAAUGAGAUGCAGCCAGGAGUGGACAUACCUACCCUUUUGUAUGGUUGGGAAACAAAUCUGGCAUUAUCAGGAAAUAUCAAGUUAGAUAAGUUGCGAAGGACAGUCAGAUUUUGAGUUACAUUAGAGGAGCAUUAGAAAGAGAGAAACUAUUGUUACAGAGUAGUUAUAAACAACCUGAAGAUCAUGUUGUAUUAGAAAGAGAGAAACUAUUGUUACAGAGUAGUGAUGAACAACCUGAAGAUCGUGUUGUAUUAGAAAGAGAGAAACUAUUGUUACAGAGUAGUGAUGAACAACCUGAAGAUCGUGUUGUAUUAGAAAGAGAGAAACUAUUGUUACAGAGUAGUGAUGAACAACCUGAAGAUCGUGUUGUAUUAGAAAGAGAGAAACUAUUGUUACAGAGUAGUGAUGAACAACCUGAAGAUCGUGUUGUAUUAGAAAGAGAGAAACUAUUGUUACAGAGUAGUGAUGAACAACCUGAAGAUCAUGUUGUAUUUGGAGGGUAGAUAAAGAAGAAAAGGUUGAGAACACUUGAGAAUUAUUUGUCUUGAAUGAUUCAUUGUUGACAGCAUGGUAGUUUUUUGAGUGAAUAGCAUUCUGAGAAUAAAUGAAUAAGUGAAUUUGAGGGUCGAAUAAGGUUAAUAAGGCAAGUCAAAGAUGGGCUGAUAGUGUAAGUUUUUGGAUUGAAUGUGAACAAUGGAUAUUAAGUGUUGGGAAACAUGGCUGAGUGGUAACACUGCUAACAGGAAGUGAAGAUUUGAUUUUAUUUUUUAACAAGAAAGAAUAGGAAGAACUUUAUAUUUAGUCUAUGAACCAUUAAAGAUGAAACUGGGAAUGAUUUUCUAAAGUGUGGCAAUGUUCACAUUCACAAAGAAAUCACAUCAACAUUUUCUGUGGCACUGUUGGUUCUCUGAUGCUGGUCUGUGUGUGUGUGUAUGAUGAUGUGAAUGAAUGAGGAUAUCAUUUAUUUUUUUCUUUAGCCUUUUCUCCUUAUGUUGCGUGUUCCUGUCUUGAGGCAAAUGUCUUCCCACCUCAUGAAUGUGGAAAGAGCUGUGCUGAUGGAAGCAGUACUAAAUGAAAAGAAGUUGGGGAAAAGCAAUGUGUUUGGUAUUGUAUAACAAUAAAAUAUGGUAUUUUGUAGGAAAAAUACAUUAUGGACCAAUUAACAUAUGUCGAACAUUUAAAGAAUUAGUGACCAUACCUGAAAUAGUAAAUAAGAAUGCGGCGUGUGUGGUCUGUUAAAGAAAGAUAAAGUCAGUUUGAGAGAUUGUGGUAUGAAAUUUCAGCUUUUCUGGGAGGCUUUCUCAGUAGCUCCUUGGAACUCCUGCAAUAGCGUAGUGAAGCCUUAAGAAUUGACACCAGAUUUCAGAAACCUAUUCUUGCCUACUGAAAGCCAAGACUAGAAACAGCUCUCACCUUGGUUUUCUGGUCCCCAAAGUAGGUUCCUGAUCUCUUUUCUGGAGGGAUCAUCCUGUGGCUUCUUGAAGCUUUUUUUUUUUUAUU